Lepus europaeus (European hare) is the source of this 916-nucleotide messenger RNA. It is a transcript of the gene ICOSLG, whose product is annotated as inducible T cell costimulator ligand. The record is from RefSeq and is a predicted model, not a curated record. Lineage: Eukaryota; Metazoa; Chordata; Mammalia; Lagomorpha; Leporidae.
CGCAGUCUCCACGGCCCCAGUGCCCCGCACGCCGAGGUCCCGGAGCCCCGGCACGCGGAGGUCUCGGCGGCGGAGGACCCCGCGGGCGGAGGUCUCGGCCCCCACCAUGCUUCUGGGGAGCGCUGGACUGCUCUUGCUGCUGGUCAGCGGCCUGCAGGCUGGAGCCGCGGAGCAGGAGGUGAGGGCGAUGGUGGGCAGCGACGUGCGGCUCGGCUGUGUGCACCCCAGAGGGGGCAGCUUCGACCUCAGCGACCUCAUGGUCUACUGGCAAGUCGGCGGCUCGCAGACCGUGGUGGCCUACUACUUCCCCGAGAACAGCUCCGCCAGCCACCAGGACGGCCAGUACCGGAACCGGGCCUCGCUGUCGCCAGCCGCCAUGAGGCGGGGCGACUUCUCGCUGCACCUGCGCAACAUCACCCCGCACGACGGGCAGACGUUCGACUGCCUGGUGUUCCGCAAGUCCGUGCUGGAGAAGAUGCUGGAAGCCGUGGUCACGCUGCACGUGGCAGCCAACUACAGCCUGCCCGUGGUCAGCACGGCCAGCGGCGCCUCCCCGGACGGGGCCCUGACCUUCACCUGCACGUCCAGCGACGGCUACCCGCGGCCCAACGUGUACUGGAUCAACAGGACGGACAACAGCCUGCUGGAUGAGGCUCUGCACAACAGCACGGUGUCCCGGAACGCGCGGGGCCUCUACGACGUGCUCAGCGUCCUGAGGGUCCUCAGGCCCCCAGCCGUGGACGUCGGCUGCUGGAUAGAAAACGUGGUGCUGCAGCAGAACCUCACCGGCGCAGCCGCAUGGGCCCAGCAGCUGCGAGCCUCGGGCCGGGUUUUCCAGGGUGCCGCAGGGCCGAGCCGAAGCAGCUUCCCCGUGUGUCUGCCGCCCCCAGGGCUGCCAAGGCUCAUUUGCCCAUGA